GUGAAACAGAGUUUGGCGCGGUUGCUCUGCUAGUCCGGUUAGGGACUUUGGUCACAACCGAAACUACGAACACGAUUCCUAUCACACGCGCCAAUGUCUUAGAUGGUAACAGCAAUAAAAGCAACAGAAAUGGAUGUGGUGAUAUUAAUAGCAGUAAUAGGAGAGAUCAGAGAAACGGGUCAAUAGAUUUCUUGAUGUUGUCUGACCACCUUGGUGGAUAUAUCGAUAUCAUCUCAUCUCAAGAAUCGACCUUCAUAACUCCUCCUCCUAGUCCUUCAUCAAUAUCAACGUCGAGUCGAAGCAAUAUUGACCCAUCAAUAGAACAGCAUAAAAUCAUCACCUCCUAUGUUCCUAUUAGUACGCAUAAUACUGAUCCUGCUGCAACAUCACUAUCAAUAAUAAUACCAACAAUAGAAGUAGCUGCAGGAAAUAUAACAACAAAAACAGCAGCAGCAGCAGAAGGAGUAGAGGCAGAUCUAAACAGACGCAGGGGAAAACCUCUGCUGCAGCUGCAACAACUACAGCGACAACAAGCACAGUACCAGCAGGAAAACGCAGGGGCGGGCAUGUUUGCCAAACGUGAUGGUGAUGAAGAGGAAGAUAAAGAGGGCCACCGGGAUCAGUGCCGGGAUAAUAUGGUAGCAGGCUCAAAUCGAGAAUGUAAUAGCGGUAUAAGCCUUGCUAAUGAAGAUUCAGACAUGACCUCUCCAACUCGACAUCCGAACGAAUCAUUACCCAAUUCCGCUUCAACAAGAAGAACAACUGCCUCAUCUGGAUCAACAACGCAAGGACGCCGCAAGAUUGCAGAAUCAAGCAUGAUUCUCGGUGGCGGAGCUGGCACAUCGACCAUGUCUGGCAAUGGAGGAGGAGGUGAUGGAUCGCUCUCUCCAGCUUGGUCCAUGACCUCGAUCCCUCGAGAUAUAAGUGCUUUCUAUGGUCAACAUUACAUGGAGCAAGGAGGAGUUACAGAAAUUACUCCAACAGCACCGGUGGACGAGACGCUCUAUGGUCUUGUUGAUAGAUACGGUUUCUUAGUCGAGGAAGGACGGACACCGACAGCAGACAGGGAUAGUGCACACUCCUCCACGCCAUCAAUGUCGCGAAGGUCUGUGCGAGCAUCGAUUGAACCCAAGAUCCACGCAAAAAUGAUUGAGAAAGAACAGGAACGGAGCCUGAAGUGGGCCAAGAUGGCGCGGCAAUAUACAUCUGCUGCAAUGGAGACCGAAUACACGUUUACCAACAACUCAAAAUUCGUUAAAAGGGUUUACAAAGGCAUUCCUGAUUGUUGGCGAGCAGCAGCAUGGAGCUUUCUCAUCACCAAGCGAUCGUCUGGCUUUGAGCCUAAUAUCCGUCAAAUAUACCAUAAUAUGUUGGAGAUUUCUUCACCAGAAGAGGAGCAAAUCGAUCUUGACAUCCCACGGACGAUGCACGGUCAUAUCAUGUUCAGAACGCGCUAUGGUCCAGGGCAAUGUUCACUUUUUAAGGUGUUGAAAGCGUACUCCAACUACAACCAUUGCGUCGGGUAUUGUCAAGGCAUGGCUAGUAUUGUUGCAACUAUGCUGACAUUUUUCGAUGAAGAGAAAACCUUUGUGCUAUUGGCGCAGUUAUUCAGUCGAUACGGUAUCAAUGAUUUAGUUAUCCCUGGAUUUCCAGCACUGUUUGAAGCAUUCUAUAUUCAGGAGGAGCUUACAAAAAUCUAUGCACCACGCGUUUUCGAAGCCUUGCAAGCGAUGGGUAUUGCAACAGCAAGUUACGCAUCACGCUGGUAUAUCACUCUUUACUCCGCAGGUGUUGUCCCACAUCGUACAUUGCUUAGGAUUUGGGACGUUUUCCUGCUGGAAGGCUUUGAUUGGCUUUACUUCAUGGCACUAGCUCUGUUGAAGUAUUAUGAAUCAUCAUUGAUACAAAAGAAUUUCGAACAGACGAUGGAGAAACUGAAUGCAAAGAUGGAUAUUCAGGAUGACGACCUCUUGUUGAAAAUUGCCCAGAAACUACUUAAGCAAGCACGACAGACGGGCAUUGUAGCCAAGCUUAGGGCGAGAUAUGCUGCUAGUCAACAGAGGACGGCUAGUACCGCCAGGCCAACACCGGUCGCCUCAUAGCAAGGAAUACAGUUCAAGCAAACAGAAAUGACCUCUCGACCCCUUGACGACGACAGGGGUGAAGAGAGAAUAAGAUUCCCACAUUAUUAUUUGAUUAUGACACUAAUGCGUAACAUCUUAAUCCUUCUACCUAAUUAUUUUCUUACUACUCACUAACUUUUAUGCCAUCACUGCAAGAGUUUUGAUUAUGAAACGGUAUCGACCUAGUUAUUUUUUAAUUUUUUAUUUUUUUCUUGCCAUUAUGUUCUCAUGUCCCUAUUCCUGUUAACCGUUGACACCUCAACUUAGCCAUGAAAAGUCAAUCUAUCGAU
Molecule: messenger RNA, 2413 nt
Organism: Lobosporangium transversale
Lineage: Eukaryota; Fungi; Mortierellomycota; Mortierellomycetes; Mortierellales; Mortierellaceae
Product: rab-GTPase-TBC domain-domain-containing protein
Exons: 11
Coding region: 195-2102 (635 amino acids)
Source: RefSeq, a predicted model, not a curated record